Messenger RNA from Bursaphelenchus xylophilus (pine wood nematode), 1181 nucleotides. The record is from the annotation of a GenBank genome assembly. Lineage: Eukaryota; Metazoa; Nematoda; Chromadorea; Rhabditida; Aphelenchoididae.
AUGUCUAUCUUGCUAUUGUCUCUUCUUCUAGGCUUUGUGGCCAGAGCUUUUAUAAUUACCGAUCUGCUUCGGCCACGCAUCCAAGGAUUAAGUCCCGGGGAGGAAAUAGUGGUCGAAUUGCAAUUGCAUGGAGCGGUUAAUAUUGCUUUUCUCGGAAAUUCUACAGCAGUCAGCUAUACGUCGAGUGCUAUACUUUUGCAUUUGACCAUCAACCUCUCAGGAAACGUCUCGUUGAGAAUUGGAAGUAAGCAUGUAUAAACGUUUUAUCAAGAUGACGGCACGAAUCCAACUUUUUUCCAUAAUUUUGGAAUGGGGCUAAAUUACUGAAACUUUAUCCAAAUAUGUCAAAUCUUCCCUUGAACGAAAUCUUGAGAGCCAGGUUACGAAAUUGUGCAGUAUUGUGAAAUUUUGUUUUUGUUUACGUUUUUUAUGGACUUUGGACUCUACGCCUCUCGAAAACGACAUUAUAUAUUUGUUAGACAACCUAAUAGAAAUAUCCCCGAUUUGUCAUUUAUUUUUUCAUAUCGCCGACCAAUGUGUAAUAAAUAUUAUAUUCUAGUCAACGAAAAGACCGAUGUGCUUCCAAUUGGGCGGAGCGUGGAAGUAAAAUUGAGACAUUGGCAUGACAAAAAGUUCUACAUUCUUAUCGACGGGAAUCUCUUCUACGAAGGGCCGGGCGGGUUCGCUAGUGUUGUCAGGUACACCCGCAUUUUUGGUUCGUUGGCUGUUACAAACUUCCUGUCCGAAUCUCGACUACAAAUCAAGGACAGUAUUGCGCAUAUUGGAUUGCAGCUGGGUACGUCUCAAGCAUGAAUUCACAAACCUAUACUUACUUAGGCGAGACUCUAAACCUCGGAUUCGACGCCAAAUAUCCGCAUUUGGCUCUACUAGAUGACUCUGACAACCAAAACUUGUACCUUUAUACUGACAGCAGCUACGUCCGGGCUUACAAAAAUGUUGAUGGCACCUACUACGGCGACAAUCACAUAUACAACGACCGAGAAAAUGGGGUUAUUGUGGAACUGUCGAACAGGCCGGAGGGAAUCGAUGUGGCUGUAAAUGAUAAAAAAAUUGUUCUAUUUCGACAUCUUCCGAGUAUCGCCAACGAAGCCUACACCAGGCUCUAUAUCGAUCCAAAAUACUUGCCAAACUUGAAGAACAUUACAAUUACAAAAAGUUGA